Manis javanica (Malayan pangolin) is the source of this 816-nucleotide messenger RNA. It is a transcript of the gene PDCD1, whose product is annotated as programmed cell death 1. The record is from RefSeq and is a predicted model, not a curated record. Gene Ontology annotation, cellular component: external side of plasma membrane; membrane. Gene Ontology annotation, biological process: positive regulation of T cell apoptotic process; negative regulation of immune response. NCBI's taxonomy places the organism in Eukaryota, Metazoa, Chordata, Mammalia, Pholidota, Manidae.
AUGGGAAGGCCUUCCUCUGCAUGCCAGCAAGCCGAGUAUGCCCAUGUCAGGCCCUGGAGCCCCCUGGCCUUCUCCCCAGCCCAGCCUGCAGUGCCCGAGGGGGCGAAUGCCACCUUCACCUGCAGCUUCUCCAGCACAUCCAAGGGCUUUGUGCUCAACUGGUACCGCAUGAGCCCCAGCAACCAGACAGACAAGCUGGCCGCCUUCCCUGAGGACAGCAGCCAGCCAGGCCGGGACAGACACUUCCGAGUCACACCGCUGCCCGACGGGCAAGACUUCCACACGAGUGUGGUUGCCCAGCGCAAUGACAGUGGCAUCUACCUCUGCGGGGCCAUCUGUCUGCUUCCCAACAUGCAGAUCACGGAGAGUCCCCUGGCAGAGCUCACAGUGACACAGCCAGUCCUGGAGCCACCCACAGCGCCCAGCCCGCCACCCAGGCGCACCCCACUGCAAGUGGUGGGCAUCACGAGCAUCCUGCUGAGCUGCUUGCUGGUCUUUCUGCUGUUGGCCUGUGCCCUGGCUGCCGCCUUCCCUAGGGACACUGGAGGGCCCUGCACAGGCCGGAGCCUGGAUGAGCCUCUGAAGGAGGGCCCGUCCACCAUGCCUGUGUUCACCGUGGACUAUGGGGAGCUUGACUUCCAGUGGCGAAAGAAGACCCCGGAGCUGCCCACCCCCCAUGUCCCUGAACAGACAGAGUAUGCCACCAUCGUCUUUCCAAGCAGGCCAGUUUCCCCAGGACGCAGGGCCUCGGCCGACAGCCCCACCAGGCCCCAGCCUCCAAGGCCUGAGGAUGGCCACUGCUCUUGGCCCCUCUGA